Coregonus clupeaformis (lake whitefish) is the source of this 5053-nucleotide messenger RNA. RefSeq names its product beta-1,4-N-acetyl-galactosaminyl transferase 3b (gene b4galnt3b). The transcript is spliced from 20 exons. Gene Ontology annotation, cellular component: Golgi cisterna membrane. The record is from RefSeq and is a predicted model, not a curated record. NCBI's taxonomy places the organism in Eukaryota, Metazoa, Chordata, Actinopteri, Salmoniformes, Salmonidae. The coding region runs from base 736 to 4248 and encodes 1170 amino acids. Gene Ontology annotation, molecular function: acetylgalactosaminyltransferase activity.
UCCCCAGUGCCUUACUCUACAGCCAUGCUGUCCGACCGUAGUGCCAGCAUAAACUAGCUAUCAGGAAGGGCUAAGGACAACUGACUGAACCUAAUCCAUUCGUCUCCACUCGAAUCUCAGCUGCGCGACAUACGUCAUCAAUUUGGGCACCAUGCGUGUCCGUAUAGCCUCUCCUGGUUUCUACCUGAUUUGACUUUUCGUAGCAGGUUAGGAGAAUUAGGUUAAGGUUACAAAAGCUGCAUCCCAUCUAGUCAUGACCUACCACCUGGGCCACUGGCUGCGAUACGAUGCGGGCGUGGCCACGUAACCCCACCCCUAAAUCUCUCUCUGAGCGGGUGCGUAUGUGCUUGUUCUGUUUGUGUUCGCGCAGUGAAACGAGAAGGGGACAGAAAAGAGAGCGGGGUUGGUAGGACUUUUGUUUAGUUCGUUCUGUAGCUUAGUAGUAGUCAGCCAACCCAAGAGCCAGUUUCGACUCGAUUAAAGAGGGGUAAAUGCAAGAUAGCGCUCGAGUCAGAGCAAACUCAAAGCCGGAGCCUGCCGGCUUAUUUACGGGAUGAAAUAAAAGCCACCUCGCGACCAGCGGGAGGUGAGAGUGUUGGGGUCGCCGGCGGUGUAUCGCGAACGGGGUUCGCGAGAUUGACGGGCCGUCAGCCUGGUCCAACUUUGCCGAACGAACAAAGCCGCUAUAUUCACUGACUGGGUCCCUGGGAGCAAGCAGCAGGGAGAUCAAUCAACAUGGUCAAGUCUUUCUUCCCGCUGAAGAAACUGAGACGGAGUGGGAAACAUCUGCUGUUCUUAAUUCUGCUGAUGCUGGGAGCUUUCGCUGUCUACCACGAGUUUGUUGCUACUAAUGCGUGGAGGAGCACCAAUAGCCGUUUCAGUCUUGCCAGUGAGGAUAGCCUCGGGAGAAGACCUACCCAAGAGAGAUUGGUAAGGGUGGGGGGAGAGAGAGGAGAAGGAGAGAGGGAGAGAGACAGUAUGGAGAGGAGGUUUGGAGGUGAUGCGAAGGAGGAUUCAGAAGCCUGGCGUUCCAGCUACACCCCACAGCCCUGGAGGCCAGAGUAUAAGGGUCAGGCUAAUCUCCAUAUCUUUGAGGACUGGUGUGGCAGCUCUACAGCUCAGCUCCGCAAAAACCUGCAUUACCCGCUUUACCCACACUCUAGAACCACAGUAAAGAAGCUGGCUGUUUCUCCCAGAUGGACGAACUACGGCCUCAGGAUCUUUGGCUAUCUCCACCCCUAUACCGACGGUGAGUUUGUGUUUGCGGUGAGCUCUGAUGAUAACUCUGAGUUCUGGCUGAGCCGGGAUAACUCUCCACUCAACCUGCAGCUACUGGCCUGGAUCGGCAAGACUGGUAUGGCGUGGACGGCUCCUGGUGAGUUUGGGAAGUACGCCAGUCAGACAUCCAGACCAGUUAGGCUGUCAGUUCAGAGGAGGUACUUCUUUGAGAUCAUCCAUAAACAGAACGACAGAGGAACAGACCACAUAGAGGUGGCGUGGCAGCUGAACCAGGAGGGUCUAAGGUUUACAGUCAUCAGCUCCAAGUACAUAUCCCUCUACAGCAAUGAGUCUGCUCUGAGGAUGAGUGACAUCACUCAUGUACCCCAAACGGCUGCUAGUCACACCCGCUCGUCUAGUAAACAGCCCGACAACCAGCUGAGCAACCAGCCCGCAGCCGACAUGCUGAGAGUCGACCCACGCGACACCCUCUACCAGAUCCCUGCCUUAGACAGUAGGUUCCUACAAGGUGUGUUACCUGACUGCUCCUAUAAACCCAGCUACAUCAUCAAAGGUUUCCCUCUGCUGCGAUACCAGGGCCUGCAGUUUGUCCACAUGUCCUACAUCUAUCCCAACGACUACACACGGCUCACACACAUGGAGACAGACAACACCUGCUUCUACCACGACAGUCCUCUAUACCUGGACAGGUAUGGGUUUUCCAGGUACAUGAGGCUGGAUGAGCCAGAGGGGCAGGAGGGAGAGAGCCGAGCCAGAGUUGUUGGCAUCUUGAGGAGGAGAAAGGCGGUCCCAGAGGAGGGGUUAGAUGGCGAGGCUCCUCCAAAUGUGGGAGGGGCUAGGAAGAAAGACCACGCCCCUCCUGACUAUGGAGACGACUAUGACGAUUACGCUCAGAGACGACGACGCAAACUCUUCUCAUUGCCACAGGCCGACAGGGCACCUACACACAGACACAUGUCUGAUACUCUCACAUACAAGAAGAGGAGGAGGAGGAAGAGGAGAGAAACGAAUGCAGCAGCUGUAGUAGAGCAGCAAGCAGUAGUCCAGACCAGAGCAACAGAACAGGAUGGGUUAGAGAUCCCCCCUGGUCCUGGGUCACAUACAUCUCUACAGACUACACCAGCAGAACAGCUGAGACUAGCAGAAAGACCAGCAGACAGACCAGCAGAACAGCUCAGACCAGUGAAGUCCAGAGCAGGGGAACAGAAACCAGGAGGGAAGCCAGCAGACAGAGAAGAUAUGGGACCAGCAGACCGAAAACAACCCAGACCAAGAGAGAGACCAGCAGAACAGAACUCAGCCGGGUUAAAGAUUUUACCUGCACCACCAAAACUAGACCAGAACCUGACAAUAGACCGAGACGGACCAGUAGAGGGAGACGGACUAGCAGACGGAUAUAGACCAGAAGUUUGGCUUCCCCAGUUGCAAGGGAGGCACCAGCAUGUUCAACAGCCUGGUCCGAGGGGUCGGGCUAACGCAGCACCCAAUCCCCUGCAGGACCGCCCAUCUCCCACUGUCACUAAUUGGUCCAUCAGGGUCGGUCGAGGGUGGAGACUUGUUAACCGUACACUAGAGCUGUGGUCAGCGGUUACCAAACAGUUGACCACUCGACUGCCUGAGGUUAAACCACCCCUAAUUAAGUUGGACCACGAAGAAACUGUGACCAGGAAGAGAGUCCAGGUCCUAGAGACAGAUAUCAUCCUCCGAGCACAGCCACAGAUAAAGUCACGACCGAAAUCUGACUAUGACAACACACUCUACGGGGAUCUGCCCCCUGGCGUGGUCAGAGGGAUGAACCGUCUGGUUGAAGGGGUUGACAGAGGGGGAGGUGGUGAGAGAGUGGGGGAGAGAGAGGGUGAGGAGGUGGGUGUGAGUGAGUCUUUAUGGGGUCUUGAGGGAGACUCUGAAGAGGGGGACGGCCUGUCUUAUGACUCCACCCCUCCACCAGUGUUUGACCCUGAGGUGAACUGGGCUCAGACAUUCCAGGUGACCCCUGUCGACCUCCAAGCGAUGCGGUCUGAUUGGAUAGACCUCCGCUGUAACGUGUCUGGUAACCUGCUGCUCCGCCCUAGAGACGCUCUGCCUGUCGUAAAGGCCUUCAUGGACAAACUCAACCACAGACACCAUGGGCGUUUCACCCUGGUGCGUGUGCUGAACGUUGAGAGGAGAGUGGACGGGGCUCAGGGCAGCAGGUACUUCCUGGAGCUGGAGCUGAGGGAUGUGAAUGGCCAAUACCUUCGCCUGUCACACUACAUCUAUGCUCUGAUUCGCCACAGACUAUCUCGCCCCAGGGGACUCCCGCCCCUUCACCCUGCCCCUGAAAUGUUUCUAUGCAACCCUGUAGGUUUUCACUGGAACCCGACUGCCACUGUCCACUUCAUAGUACCAGUAAAGAACCAGGCCCGCUGGGUGCAGCAGCUGAUAGUUGACAUGGAGGGUCUGUACCAGACCACUGGCGACCCCAACUUCAACCUAAUCAUCACUGACUACAAUAGCACUGACAUGGACAUAGAGACAACACUAAAGGCAUCCACCCUGCACAGGUACCAGUACUUGAAGCUGAGUGGGAACUUUGAGCGUUCCGCAGGUCUACAGGCCGGCAUCGACCUCAUCACUAAUGAGCACAGUAUAGUGUUUCUGUGUGACCUUCACAUCCACUUCCCCCCCUCCAUCAUCGACUCAGUCAGGAAACACUGUGUGGAGGGACACAUGGCCUUCGCUCCUAUCGUCAUGAGACUGGACUGUGGGGCUACGCCCAGGGAGCCCAGAGGUUACUGGGAGGUGAAUGGGUUUGGUCUGCUGGGGAUCUAUAAGUCUGACUUGGAUGCAGCAGGAGGCAUGAACACACAUGACUUCACUGACCGCUGGGGCGGAGAGGACUGGGAGCUGCUGGACAGGGUUCUGCAGUCAGGUCUGGAGGUGGAGCGUAUCUACAUGAGGAACUUCCUGCAUCACUACCACUCUAAGCGUGGCAUGUGGAACAGACGCACCCAACGCAGCGGCACGUAACCCACAACACAGCCAAAACGUACAAUGAUGUAGCCGUAACCUACGAUGACGCAUCCGGGGGUGCAAGGAAACUGCCACACUUUAAUGUCCCCAUUCCUCGCAUCAACCAUUUACAGCUGUCGACCGGUUAACUAGAGGGCAGGACAGAGGAGAUUCCUGACACCAUUGGGUGAUAUCUCCUGUCACUCAAAAGGUUUGAGGGUGUCGUGAUGAUGGAACACAACAUUAUACAGAUUGUCCUGGAAAAAGACACUAGUGCAGAGGUACUCAAAUCUGAACAUGGAGGUCCGCAGUACUGCUGGUUGGCCAGCGAGUCACUCACCUAGUGUCCCAGGUCUGAUUCACAGGUUGAUGUUUAUUGUCAUGAAUCUUGCCCUGGAGGCAGAACUGAGCUGUUUCCGCAAGAUGGGCCAGCUGCAAAUUGUCUGUAUCUUAAAAAUGCAUGGUUAAAAAAAAGUUAAGGUUAGGCAUUAGGGUUAGCAGUGUGGUUAAGGUUAGGGUUAAGGUUGGGGUUGGGUUUAAAAACAGAUUUUAUGACUUGUGCCACUCUGUAGAGCUGCCUCCAGGGCAAGACUCAUGACAAUAAAUAACAACCUGCAUCUGAAUCAGAUCCUAGUUGGAGAGGAAAUACAGUAUGAAAACCAGCAGUGCUACAGAUCUCAAGAACCGGAUUUGAGAAAAGGUGGGACAAACACUACUGGGUACUCUAUUUAAACAUGAUACUACUGAUUUACUGUAUUCUAACAACACACUACUGAUGAUCCUGUUCUAAGGAGAUACUGUUGUAGUAAAAAUGUAAACCUUU